Pogona vitticeps (central bearded dragon) is the source of this 2462-nucleotide messenger RNA. Its product is annotated as stomatin. The record is from RefSeq and is a predicted model, not a curated record. NCBI's taxonomy places the organism in Eukaryota, Metazoa, Chordata, Lepidosauria, Squamata, Agamidae. Gene Ontology annotation, cellular component: plasma membrane.
CGCCCUUCCAGUUGCCUGCCAGUGGGUCUUGCAGCAGGGCGGUGGAAGGAAGCGGAGCUGGCCGGGUCGGUGGGAGUCAUGGAGGACGCGGAGAAAGGCGCCCGACGGAAACAGGAGCCCAUCAAGAUCGGAGAGAGCCCUAAUACAGGCCUUGGGUUCUGCGGUUGGCUGUUGGUCAUCGUUUCAUUCCUUCUGGUCCUUGUGACUUUCCCUAUCUCCAUCUGGCUAUGCAUAAAGAUUGUCAAGGAAUAUGAACGCGCCAUCAUCUUUCGGCUGGGGCGCAUCCUUAAAGGAGGCGCAAAAGGGCCAGGUCUGUUUUUCGUCCUGCCCUGCACGGACAGUUGUACCAAAGUGGACAUGAGGACCAUAUCAUUCGAUAUCCCACCGCAGGAAAUUCUUACCAAAGAUUCGGUAACCGUGAAUGUGGACGGCGUGGUUUAUUACCGAGUUCAGAAUGCCACCCUUGCCGUCGCCAACAUCACCAAUGCUGACUCGGCCACUCGGCUCUUGGCUCAGACCACCCUGAGGAACGUUUUGGGGACGAAGAACCUCUCGCAGAUUCUUUCCGACCGAGAAGAGAUUGCACACAGCAUGCAGGCCACUCUGGAUGAUGCCACGGAUGACUGGGGUAUCAAAGUUGAGCGGGUGGAGAUCAAGGAUGUGAAGCUCCCUGUCCAGCUCCAGAGGGCCAUGGCUGCCGAAGCGGAAGCUACCCGGGAAGCAAGAGCUAAGGUCAUCGCCGCAGAGGGUGAAAUGAACGCCUCCCGGGCCUUGAAGGAGGCUUCCAUGGUCAUCACCGAGUCCCCCGCGGCUCUCCAGCUCCGCUACCUGCAGACCCUGACCACCAUCGCGGCGGAGAAGAACUCCACCAUCGUCUUCCCGUUGCCCAUUGACAUGCUGCAAGGCAUUGUGGGAAUGAGGCACUAACUAAAGGGGAGGAUGUUGGUCCAGGGAGAAGCUCUGUUGCAGGAAUCCGAGACGUUACAGUGUAGGAGGAAGGAGCAAUUAUUUCUGUGGCGUUCCCUCAUGCGUGUUGUGUUGACCAGUGACUCAGGCCUUUUAUCAUUCAUCUGAGCCCAUUUUACUUUCUCUUCUAGCUGGCUUACUGUAAACGCCUUCCUGUCUUUCCCCCACCUCCCAGUUUCCCUCUUUUUAAAAAAAAUAGUUUUGAAUCGCCAUCGCUCUGAAAUCCAGAGAGUUCUGAAGACUUUUGCAGGGCCUCCCACAGAACAGGAGGUUGGCUUAGAAAAACAAUCUCCUUUCUCUUGGGAAACCGAUUCUCAACCGAGAGCCUGUAGUGGAACUUUCCGUGGCUGCGUUGGUGCAGCAGAAAAGAAAAAAAAUGGAAUGAACACAGUAGUUAUGGAGAUAAUACACUUGUAGCUACACUGUUCGGAUUUUUGUUUUUCUUUUUUUACAUGUCUGUUUUUCUUGUGUGCAGACUAAUACCAUGCCUUUUGCAAGCGCUUCGGCCAAAAAAAGAACAUCCCUUUGUUUAUUUGCCCUUGUAUAUUUUUAAUUCCACAAAGAUACUCUUUUUCUUUUAAAAAAAUAUUUUUUUAAGACUGUCUUUCAUUCCCCUCUCCCCCCCCACCCUUGUUUUUAAUAUGAUCCACUGAAAACUGAAAAAUUGUCCUGCCAGAAACCCCAGAGGUCCUUCGACUUUUCAGCUCUGCUUCAUUCUCUAUUUUUUCUUGAAAAUUUACAGGCUAGACUUUUUUUGGUAGAUCUACAUGAUGUAUACAUUUUUUUUUAAUUUCAGCUUUUUGCUUAAAGUAGAAAAAGUCAUGUUCGGUGCUAAACCCCAUUUUUGUCUGUUUGCAUAAUACUAGGUUUUCUAAGCUUCGUAUGGAAUGUGAAUUGGAAGGGUGGGAAAUGUCCAACGUACAAUAGAAACAUUAGUUGUUAUUGUAGCCUUGUGCAUUAGUAUUACAGUACAAUCCAAUACAUUUCUACUAUACAGAAGUAAAACUCUGAAUACGAUAAAGCAAAGUGUGCUGCUUAUAUACUGCCCCACAGUGCUUAAGCACUCUCCGAGCAGUGUACAGUUUAAAUUAUGCAAGUGGGCUUAUGGUCACAGCCUUAAUAACAGAAAAUGCCUGGGAAACAGGGCUUUCAGUGCAGCUGUUAGAAGCAAAGGAGCCUUACAAGAGAGCAAUUGGCAGCUCAGAUAUGGACCUGUGUUUAUAGACCUCAUGGUCACGCUCAGUCCUAGAACACAGUCCCUUGGCAUCUUGAUUUUAUACAAAUUUUAGUCCGACACUAGAUUAUAGAAUUGGGUGGCCUUUUCCCCUUUCUGCAAAGAAACAGCAAAAAGUGCAUUUUUUUCUUAAAGUCUCCUGUACCAGAAGUGCUUUAAAUAUUCUGUGAAACUGUUUAUAAAUCAAGUGAAUUCAUAAUCUUUACAACAUGCAUUUGCCUAUAUGUUAUUAUUCCUGUAAUAAAUGUGUGUUUUCUUUAAA